Molecule: messenger RNA, 804 nt
Organism: Meloidogyne enterolobii
Lineage: Eukaryota; Metazoa; Nematoda; Chromadorea; Rhabditida; Meloidogynidae
Source: the annotation of a GenBank genome assembly
UUCUUUAAAAUUAAAAUAAAGAUCCAAAUACAUUUUUCAGCUAUACUGAUCCUAAUUAUCUCACUGUCCUAUUGUCCGACUGCUCAACUGUCCCAUUACUCAAUUGUCACAACUACUUUUUGCUUAAGGGUAUCGUAUCCUGGGAAAUCUUCUGACGGAUCCUACAUCCGAACCGAAAAUUUCUGCAUGUCCGACCUUUUUUCGGAUCCGGAUCUUCGGAUACGUCAACCUUAUUCUCGAGUCAGACCAAAACAUGCUGUAAUAGAAUAUUCACAAAAGACGUCUACCUUCUGGCUUCGUCAAUUAAUUCCGUCCUUUAACGAAGAACAAGGAGAACAUAAAAGAACCUCACCGGAAAAUGAAAAUAAAAUAGAAGAGGCUGUAAAUGGUGAAAAAAUCCUUUAUGAUGGUUCUUUAAUUGAAUUAAGACCUCUAGACAAACUUCGUUUUGGAAAUGGGCCUGAAUCUGUUGAAUUUACUUUUACAAUGCCAAAAAUAAACGAUAAGGGAGGAGAAAAGAGGCAGAAAUGCAAACGUUCUAGUAGCAGCAUUGGCUAUUCUUCUGUAAAGAAAAAAACUUCGUCAGAACACAGCCAAUUCUCAUUGCCAAUUGUUGGGAAACAUAUUCAACCAAAACCGUAUGUCGAUAGAUUUGCUCGUCCCGUUCAAAGUAACGUUAGGCUAUGUCAACUACAACAGCAACAAAAUUUAAAUAAAAACAAACAAAUACAAAAUGGGGUAAUAAAAUAUUUAAUAAACAUUUUUGAAAAGUAUUUACGGCACAAUUCAGUUCCGACCCUAUAA